Messenger RNA from Aspergillus sclerotioniger CBS 115572, 639 nucleotides. RefSeq lists its product as uncharacterized. The record is from RefSeq and is a predicted model, not a curated record. Lineage: Eukaryota; Fungi; Ascomycota; Eurotiomycetes; Eurotiales; Aspergillaceae. The transcript is spliced from 2 exons. Bases 1 to 639 code for a protein of 212 amino acids.
AUGGCCAUGCUCCGACUGAUGCAAUAUGUCACCGAGCACCCUGGGUGGGAUCGCGCGAUACUGGACUGCGAUGAAGCCCAACUAGCGCAGUGGCACCAGGACGCCACAGAAGGACCAGAAGGCUUUCUCAUCAGUUCUGCUGUAUGGAAUUGGUGUCUCGAGGAACUGCGAGACAAAGUGGAGAUGUGGCAGAAAACGCAGCGUCUGUUGGUGUUUGACAGCUCCUCAACCUUGUGUCAAGCCAAGGUGUCAGGACUGGAGGGAAUCAAAGAGGAGGUGGCACAACUGGGAUCACAGCCAAACCACGAUACCCCCCUUGUGGAUCCGUCGUUGUUUCCCUUGAUGUAUGACCGGUCCCCUGUCUUAGUCCACGGCGGACGGGUUUCCCUGGAGAAUCUAUGGGGCCUGGCUGGAGAAGUCGCCGGAGUGUUACCGCCUCAUCCGCUCGAUCUAAUGGGAAGACGGCGCAUUUCUCUUUCCCGGAGGCCUGUAGGGUACAAAAAGAAGGCGCAGGCGUAUUGGGGUAAAAGAGACCUGAACCUGGUUGACUCAAGACGCGUAAUAUCACCAUACCGCAAAUACAUCGCACAUUUCCCCGGUGUAUUUUCGGAUAUCGGCCUCUGCUUUCACGAGUCAUGA